This is a messenger RNA of Capsicum annuum, 1260 nucleotides long. Its product is annotated as AP2-like ethylene-responsive transcription factor BBM. Gene Ontology annotation, molecular function: DNA-binding transcription factor activity; DNA binding. Lineage: Eukaryota; Viridiplantae; Streptophyta; Magnoliopsida; Solanales; Solanaceae. The transcript has 6 exons. The record is from RefSeq and is a predicted model, not a curated record. Gene Ontology annotation, biological process: regulation of DNA-templated transcription. The coding region runs from base 1 to 1185 and encodes 394 amino acids.
AUGAACACAUAUACAAGUGUUGAAUGGGAGAGGAUGAGCCGUGGAAUUAGAAGAAGUUUGUGUAUGGUGGAUUAUGAUAUUCCAGUUAAUAAUAAAUGUACUAAAAGAGGACGAAAAUCUCCUGCUUCUGCAGUUAUACUGAAUGAUGAUAACUACAACAAUGGCCAAAAAUUGGACUCAAAGGAAGGGGAUCAAAAUAACAUUAUUGUACAAACUCCUACUGUGAAACGAAGUUCAAGAUUCAGAGGUGUUAGCAGGCAUCGAUGGACGGGGCGUUAUGAAGCUCAUUUGUGGGAUAAGGCUUCUUGGAAUGUAACUCAGAAAAAGAAAGGGAAACAAGUCUAUCUUGGAGCAUACGACGAAGAAGAAUCAGCAGCAAGGGCUUAUGAUCUGGCUGCAAUCAAGUAUUGGGGCACAUCAACUUUCACCAAUUUCCCGAUGUCUGAUUAUGAGAAAGAAAUCGAGAUCAUGCAAAACAUGACUAAAGAAGAGCAUUUAGCCUCUUUAAGAAGAAGCAGCAGUGGUUUUGCCCGGGGUGUAUCCAAGUAUAGAGGAGUUGCAAGGCAUCAUCACAAUAACAGAUGGGAAGCAAGAAUCGGACGAGUUUAUGGUACUCAAGAAGAGGUAGCUCGAGCUUAUGACAUUGCAGAGAUUGAGUACAGGCGAACUAACGCGAUGACUAACUUUGACAUGAAUACAUAUAUGAGAUGGCUAAAACCAGAUGCCAAUUCUCAAAUGUCACUCCAAGAUUUAACAUCAGAGAAUCAGCCUAUACAAUCUAAUAACAGUGGUGAUAUGAUUAACCGGAUAAACGACCCCUCAUACUCGUUUAACCCCAGUUGUUUCACCACCAAUGCUGAAAAGUUUUAUGCUAUACCACAAAGCCAGGAACCUAUAGAAAGAAAAAUGCCCUUUAGUUCUUGCAAGAAAUCACCAUCGUCUACCGCUCUAAGUCUUUUGCUUCGAUCUUCCAUGUUUCAAGAGCUCGUUGAGAAGAAUUCGAGCACUGAUUCUGAAGAGAGUAAUGUAAAGAACGAAGCACAAUCAAGCACGGAGAAUGAGUUUGUGUUUUACACAAAUGAUAAGAAGUUGCCGAAAUUAGAGUCAUUGGAGAAUGGUACUUCUUCUUCAGCUUUGUGCGAUAGAAGUGGGCAACAACAGUACUUUUGGAGUUUGAUGUCUUAAAUCACUUAACUUGUAGUCUAUCGGAAACAGCUCUCCUCCUAAAAGGAAGAAAUAACAUCUGCGUAUACACUACCC